CCUGCCGCAAGACAGAGCUUAAGGGAGCUUCAUAGCUGCAGCAAUGACGGAAAAAACGAAAGCGGAACAUAUCGUCUUCUUCCACCCAGAUCUGGGCAUUGGCGGCGCUGAACGCCUCAUCGUCGAUGCCGCCGUCGGCCUUCAGAAGCGGGGGCAUAAGGUGACAAUUUUUACGAGCCACUGUGAUCCUCAGCACUGCUUCGACGAGGCGCGCGAUGGCACGCUCGAUGUCCGCGUCCGGGGAAACACCAUAAUCCCCGCCACGAUCCUCUCCCGCUUCGCCAUCCUCUGCGCCAUCCUGCGCCAAAUCCACCUCAUCCUCCAAAUCAGCCUCACCCCCGAACUUUUCGCCCUCAAACCCACCAUCUUCUUCGCCGACCAACUCUCCGCCGGGCUCCCCCUCCUCCAAGCCCUUCACCCCACAGUCCGCACCCUCUUCUACUGCCACUUCCCCGACCUCCUCCUCGCCAAAGGGCGCCAGAAGUGGUAUAAAGCGCUGUACCGCCUCCCCUUUGACGCCUGGGAGGAAUGGAGCAUGUCCUUCGCCGCCUCCAUCGCUGUCAACUCCGCUUUCACCAAAUCGAUCGUCACCGCGCAAUGGCCCUCCCUUGCUGCCUCCCGCACCCUCUCCAUCAUCUACCCCUGCGUCGACGUCUCCGACAAGCCCGUCGAGACAACCGACAAUAACACCCUCACCUGGCAAGACACCAACGUCAUCCUCUCGAUCAACCGCUUCGAAGCGAAGAAGAACAUCGACCUCGCUAUCCGCGCCUUCGCCGGGCUGCCCAAGCACGCCCGCUCGUCCGUUCGCCUCGUCCUCGCUGGUGGCUACGACCCGCGCGUCACUGAGAACGUCAUCUACCACCAGGACCUACUCCUUCUGGCCGAGGGCCUCGGUCUCAAGACGGCCACAACCAAGAACCUCGUCACGGCGCUGCGCGUGCCUGAUGACGUCGAGGUGCUGUUCCUGCUAUCUGUGCCGGGGGGGUUGAAAGAUGCGCUACUACGCAGUGCGCGGCUAGUGGUAUAUACGCCAGCCAACGAGCACUUCGGGAUCGUGCCGCUGGAAGCGAUGUUAGUAGGGACUCCCGUGUUGGCGGCGAAUACGGGGGGCCCGCUGGAGACGGUGGUAGACGGUGUGACAGGGUGGUUGCGGGAUCCGGAGGUGGUGGAGGACUGGACGAGGGUGAUGGAUUCAGUGUUGCAUAAGAUGACUGCUAAGGAGCUGGAGAAGAUGGGCGAUAAGGGGAGGGAGAGGGUGAGGGCGGAGUUUUCGGAGGAGAGUAUGGCAGAAAGGUUUGAGGUGUUGAUUGGGAAGAUGGGGCCGCCGCCGAGAAGCGUGAGGAGUGCGGUUGUUGCUGUUGUGGUGGUGGCUUUGGCUGUGGUUCUUGGACCUAUUAUUACACUGUGGAGUUUGUAUAGUAGUAGGUAAAUAUAAUACCAUCUUAUUCACUCUA
This is a messenger RNA of Pseudogymnoascus destructans, 1457 nucleotides long. RefSeq names its product Alpha-1,3-mannosyltransferase-like protein (gene ALG2). Gene Ontology annotation, molecular function: alpha-1,3-mannosyltransferase activity; GDP-Man:Man(1)GlcNAc(2)-PP-Dol alpha-1,3-mannosyltransferase activity. NCBI's taxonomy places the organism in Eukaryota, Fungi, Ascomycota, Leotiomycetes, Thelebolales, Thelebolaceae. The record is from RefSeq and is a predicted model, not a curated record. Bases 44 to 1432 code for a protein of 462 amino acids. The transcript has 2 exons.